Molecule: messenger RNA, 1726 nt
Organism: Chrysoperla carnea
Lineage: Eukaryota; Metazoa; Arthropoda; Insecta; Neuroptera; Chrysopidae
Product: endosome-associated-trafficking regulator 1
Exons: 6
Coding region: 35-1465 (476 amino acids)
Biological process (GO): regulation of cytokinesis; positive regulation of protein localization to cilium; positive regulation of cilium assembly
Cellular component (GO): ciliary basal body; midbody; early endosome
Source: RefSeq, a predicted model, not a curated record
UGGUCUUCAAAUUUGAUAGAAAUGUCAAAAAGAUAUGGCCGAAGGUGGUAAUAAUAAAGACAAUAGAAGUUAUUUAAAUAAACAAAAUGAAAAAAGUGAUGAAAGUACUGGCUCUGAUGCUGAAGAGACAAAUAUUUCUUCUCGACCAGAUUUAUUUAAUGAAAACGUUUUAAAUAUUGAACGAAAAUCAUCCGGCGAAAAUUUGACUUCAAAUCAAAGUGAAUUACCACGACGUGAAGAAAAUCCAUUUUCAUUUAAACAUUUUUUAAAUCGCGAUAUACCAUCAAGUAGUAAUGCAAAUUAUCAACAAACUGGUGCUCGACCAAAAAUAUUUUCAUCAAAUCGGCAACAUUCAUUACCGGCAGCUGUUAGUAACAGUAAUUUUCAAAAUAUUGUUACAAAUUCAGAACCACAUCGUAUGUCAUCAGUGGACAAUGUGCGAACUGAAUAUCCAUCGGUUUUACCCGACUUUGUUCAAGAUCAUUUAGUUAUUGAACAAUGUUACUUAAAUCUUGAUGGUGUUAAUAAACCAGAUCUUGAUAAUUUACCAGAUUUUACAUUAAAUAGACCUAGUGAUAAUCAAAGCCAAUGGAAUAACAGCAGUAACAAUGAUAAUAAUUCAGAUUUAACAUUUAAUCUAACAAAUCGACGUCGAACUCCACGAGUUGUUGAUUUUCCUUUAGAUUUACCUUUAUCAUCAGAAAUAACUAACCACACUGAAGAUAGUGGCAUAUCCGGAUCUGGUUCCAGAAGUUGUCCUCAAUCUGGAGAGGUCGGCGUUUCAAAAAGUUUACCAGAUUUUUUGUCUGAUGGACCAAUACACUCAUCAAAUCGUCUUUCAAAUAAUACACUAUCUACAGGGAACGAAUCAUCAGCGGAUGUUGAUGUUACAAUGCAACGGGACUUAGAUCAACGAUCAGACAACGAUCGUUUACGCGAUGAAAUACAUUUAUUACGACAACAACUACAUGAGAAAAAUUUGCGUAUACAAAAUUUAGAACAUGAUAUCACUGCUAUUCAAAGGCAAGAAGAAAAUUAUCUUGUUGCGUUAGCAAAAUCUAUGGAACAAGUGGAAGGGAAUUUAAAUUCUAGUACUAAGCGUGUUGCAUCUGCCGAAAAUACGGUGUCCAAAUUAAAACAAGAAAUUAAAAGUUUAAAGGCUGAAGUAAGUCAUUUACGGAAGGAAAAUACAAUGCUACGAGAACACAAUUUAGGCGCAGUUGGUGGAUGUGGCCCGAGUACUUCAAGAGAUUAUCAUCCACCAGGAAAUAGUGCUGCUACAAGACGAAUAGCACAAGAAUUACGAGGAGCUGCAAAUAAUGCUGAGCAUUCAUUGCGUAACUUAUUAACAGGUUUAAAUAAUUUACGUUUGAUUGCUGACUCUGUUGAAAAUAUGCAUCGAGUUGAAGAACGUCAAGAAUUUAGUUUAUCUGAUUUAGAGGAUGAAUCUGGGCCUGCGUUAUAAUACACUUUUUUAGGUGCCAUAAAUAAUAUCUGAGAUAUUUAUUAUUGGUAGGUUGGGAGUAUACGUUUUCAUUGAGAAGAAAAAGACGUAUUUUCGAAGAUAUAAACGGUUGGUGUUGAUAGUGGAUAGCAAUGAAGAGGAGUGUGAUAUUAUAAAUAACCUCUUCACAUAGAUGUGUGGUUUUCUUUUUUUUAUAUUGAAUUUUAAGUGCAAAUCCUUGAUUUGUUAUCGCAAUUAAGAGUUUGUAAUGUAUUUAUAUUA